AUUCAUUUCAUUCAUUACUUAGAAAAGCAAGUGAAAUUCAAGGAAACAAAAAAAAAGAGAGAAAAAGCAUUCGUUAUUACCAAAUGGCUCCAUCUCGUACGGUAGUUGUGCUCUGUCUGCUUCUGUUUCUGGCGGCGAGUAGUACCUCCGCAAGAAUCGGAGCCACCGUGGAUAUGAAGAAUAGGAAGAGCUUAGGGUUUAAAGACAGCUAUAUUUUUGGUUACUUACCCAAAGGAGUUCCCAUUCCUCCUUCUGCUCCUUCUAAGAGACACAACUCUCUUGUUGACUCUCUUCCUCAUUGAUUUCAUUUUUUUAUUGUUCAGUGUAUUUUCUGUGUGUUUGUUUUGUAGAUUAGAUACAUACAUGGUUACAUUCUUCGUUUAUACUUGCAUACUAUUGAUUUUUUCAUAUUUUUCCAGACUAAUAUAUGUCUCAUGAUGGCUAUAAAGAUCAAGAAAUUCAAUUAACUAA
This is a messenger RNA of Raphanus sativus (radish), 471 nucleotides long. Its product is annotated as protein IDA-like. The transcript has a single exon. The record is from RefSeq and is a predicted model, not a curated record. Bases 84 to 302 code for a protein of 72 amino acids. Lineage: Eukaryota; Viridiplantae; Streptophyta; Magnoliopsida; Brassicales; Brassicaceae. Gene Ontology annotation, biological process: floral organ abscission.